Molecule: messenger RNA, 666 nt
Organism: Purpureocillium lilacinum
Lineage: Eukaryota; Fungi; Ascomycota; Sordariomycetes; Hypocreales; Ophiocordycipitaceae
Product: GET complex subunit get1
Biological process (GO): tail-anchored membrane protein insertion into ER membrane
Cellular component (GO): GET complex
Molecular function (GO): protein-membrane adaptor activity
Source: RefSeq, a predicted model, not a curated record
AUGUCGACUCUCCUGUUUGUCAUUUUCGCGAUCGAGCUGCUGGCGCACGUCAUCAACGCCAUCGGCGCCGCCCAGAUCAACAACCUCCUCUGGACACUGAUCAACUACCUCCCCGUGUCGACGUCCAAGGCCGCGGCCGAGCAGCGCAAGCUCCAGACGGAGUACCUCCGCGUGCGGCACGAGCUCAACGCGACGAGCAGCCAGGACGAGUUUGCGAAAUGGGCCAAGCUGCGACGACAGCACGACAAGCUGCUUGAGCAGCUCGACGCCGCGAAAAAGGGCCUCGAGGCAUCGCGGAGCAAGUUCGACAACUACCUCACGGCGCUGCGGAUGCUGCUGACCAAGGCGCCGCAAUAUUUCCUGCCCUUCUGGUACGGCAAGGAGCCCAUGUUCUGGCUACCAUACGGCUGGUUCCCGUACUACGCCGAGUGGAUCAUCUCGUUCCCGCGCGCGCCGCUGGGCAGCGUGAGCGCGCCGUCGUGGCAGCUCGCGUGCUCGGGCUUCAUCACGCUCGUGUCCGAGGUGCUGGUGUUUGCGUGGACGGCCCUGUUCAGCCGCAAGACGGCCGAGGGCGGCGUCAAGGAGAAGGAGCAGGCCAAGACGCCGAGCGGCGGCCGGAAGAAGGUGGCCGUGCCGGCCGGGACGUCGGAGAAGAAGGAGCUGUGA